This is a messenger RNA of Octodon degus (degu), 878 nucleotides long. It is a transcript of the gene Znf444, whose product is annotated as zinc finger protein 444. The transcript is spliced from 5 exons. The record is from RefSeq and is a predicted model, not a curated record. Lineage: Eukaryota; Metazoa; Chordata; Mammalia; Rodentia; Octodontidae. The annotation marks the transcript as partial.
GGAUGGGGAGCGGACGCGGUGGGGGCAGGCGCCUGGGAGGCCGGCUGCGGCGGGGUCGGGGUCUCCGAGCUGUGCAGGGUCUGUGCGUCCUGGGGACGGCGUUGGCCAGCUCUUCUGGUGAGCCCUCCUGGCCUGCUCCAGGACCCAUGGAGCCCUCUGCACCCCUGCCUGUGAAGCAGGAAGAGCCGGCCCCUGAGGGCCUGGGCCUGGCCACAGAGACGCAGGACUCACCGGCUCUGGAUGUGCCAAACCCAGACUCACCCUGGCACCGCUUCCGUCACUUCCAGCUGGGAGCUGCACCUGGGCCCCGGGAGGCUCUGGGGCUGCUGCGGGCAUUGUGCCGCGCCUGGCUGCGGCCAGAGGUGCUCACCAAGGAGCAGAUGCUGGAGCUGCUCGUGCUGGAGCGCUUCCUGAGUGCCCUCCCGGCCGGCAUCCGUGCCUGGGUGUACAGCCGGAGGCCACGCAGUGGAGACGAGGCUGUGGCCUUGCUGGAGGAGCUCUGGGGGCCUGCAGCCUCCCCGGAUUGGUCCUCAGUCAUGAGGGCACCUCAGGAUGUGACAGAGGGCGCCGGGCUCAGUGUUGGAAAGGAGGAUAGCGAGGCCAUUCCCUUUGGAGUCGUACGCCCCGGCGCGGAAUUGCCUGCAACAGGAGACGCCUGGCAGCCCAAGCAGGAACCCGACAGCCCCUCACCAGCCACCCCGGGCGCCCCAGGGGUCCCCUGCCCUGAGUGUGGCCAAACUCCGGCGCGCGCGCAGCGGCCCCAGCGCGAGAAGCCACACGCCUGCCCCGAGUGCGGCAAGGCCUUCCGGCGCAAGGAGCACCUGCGGCGCCACCGCGGCACGCACCCGGGGGCGACAGGGGCGGCGCGGCGCCACCCG